AUGCAAAAGCUAGUGCUCUAUGCUUCUAUUUACCUGUUCAUGCUGAUUUCAGUUGAUCCGGUGGCUCUUGAUGACAGUAGCCAGCCCACAGAGAACGCUGAAAAGGACGGACUGUGCAAUGCUUGUACAUGGAGACAGAAUACAAAAUCUUCCAGAAUAGAAGCCAUAAAAAUUCAGAUCCUCAGCAAACUGCGUCUGGAACAAGCUCCUAACAUUAGCAGGGAUGUUAUUAAGCAACUUUUACCCAAGGCUCCUCCACUGCAGGAACUGAUUGAUCAGUAUGAUGUGCAGAGAGAUGACAGUAGCGAUGGCUCUUUGGAAGAUGAUGACUAUCAUGCCACCACCGAAACGAUUAUCACAAUGCCUACAGAGUCUGAUUUUCUUGUACAAAUGGAGGGGAAACCAAAAUGUUGCUUCUUUAAGUUUAGCUCUAAAAUACAAUAUAACAAAGUAGUAAAAGCACAAUUGUGGAUAUACUUGAGGCAAGUCCAAAAACCUACAACGGUGUUUGUGCAGAUCCUGAGACUUAUUAAGCCCAUGAAAGAUGGUACAAGAUAUACUGGAAUUCGAUCUUUGAAACUUGACAUGAACCCAGGCACCGGUAUUUGGCAGAGUAUUGAUGUGAAGACAGUGUUGCAAAAUUGGCUCAAACAGCCUGAAUCCAAUUUAGGCAUCGAAAUAAAAGCUUUUGAUGAGAACGGACGGAAUCUUGCUGUAACUUUCCCAGGACCGGGAGAAGAUGGAUUGAACCCAUUUUUAGAGGUCAGAGUUACAGACACACCAAAACGGUCCCGCAGAGAUUUCGGUCUCGACUGUGACGAGCACUCGACAGAAUCCCGAUGUUGCCGCUACCCGCUGACAGUGGAUUUUGAAGCAUUCGGGUGGGAUUGGAUUAUCGCUCCUAAAAGAUACAAAGCGAAUUAUUGCUCCGGAGAAUGUGAAUUUGUGUUUUUACAAAAGUACCCGCACACCCACCUGGUGCACCAAGCCAACCCCAGAGGCUCGGCAGGCCCUUGCUGCACGCCCACCAAGAUGUCCCCCAUCAAUAUGCUGUACUUCAACGGCAAAGAACAAAUCAUCUAUGGCAAGAUACCAGCCAUGGUUGUAGAUCGCUGCGGGUGCUCAUGA
Vidua macroura (Pin-tailed whydah) is the source of this 1128-nucleotide messenger RNA. It is a transcript of the gene MSTN, whose product is annotated as myostatin. Lineage: Eukaryota; Metazoa; Chordata; Aves; Passeriformes; Viduidae. Gene Ontology annotation, molecular function: growth factor activity; cytokine activity. Gene Ontology annotation, cellular component: extracellular region. The coding region runs from base 1 to 1128 and encodes 375 amino acids. Gene Ontology annotation, biological process: SMAD protein signal transduction. The record is from RefSeq and is a predicted model, not a curated record. The transcript has 3 exons.